Messenger RNA from Rhizophagus irregularis DAOM 181602=DAOM 197198, 973 nucleotides. NCBI's taxonomy places the organism in Eukaryota, Fungi, Glomeromycota, Glomeromycetes, Glomerales, Glomeraceae. The record is from RefSeq and is a predicted model, not a curated record.
UUCAAGAAAGUUAGGGAUGAAGCAGAAGAAGAAGCCUAUGAAGGUUUAAGACCUUUCGUAUAUAAUGAUGGCAGGCUUGUGAGGCGUAGCAUGCGCCGUAAUAAAGCUAUUCAGUAUGAUCAUACCACUUCUACACAAAUACAGAUGGACCUUGAUGAACGUACCACUUCAGUUAGAACACAACCUACCAUUAAUACCAACGUUUCAGGACGUAUUACUUCCACUAACAGAACCGAAAAUAAAAAUUGCCUUCCUGUAAAUUCGGCAUCAAUCUCGGUGAGACAACGAAAGUUUUUGGAGCCAAUGAGUUUCAAAGCAUUGUUCUCAACAACUCGAGUACGCCCUAACGCAUCAUUUACAGCGAUUAAUUCUUCUAGUGGCAAUUCUGGUAGAUUAUUCCAAGAUAUUGGUACUGGCAAUCAAGAAUCAAGAGCUAAUGUCCCUCAAGAAAUUUGUAAUAAUAAUUAUCAAUCAUUGAGGACAAAUACAUCAAAUACAGUUACGCAAGACGAGCGAAAUGAUAAUUCUCCAUCCGGAUCAACAUUACAACGCCCUAACAGAGAUUCUGGAAUGUUAAUGCACACUACUAUAACAAAUUCUAGAGCAAACCAAGAAAUUAAUUCAACUGGGCUAUCAAUUCAAUCUAAUGUAGCAAGUGAACAGUCAUCGCGAACGGCGUCAACUGUUGUCCCUCACUAGAAAUACUUCAAAUUACAAUUCGCAUUCGAUUAUUAAUCGACGUGAAUCUGAGCCAGUAUACGCUACUAGGACUAUAGAACGAGUUCCAAAUGUAUCACCGAUGUCUGUUAGUCGAAGAUCCUCAGUGUCUAAUCAAACCAGCAAUACCGGAUUUAGCAGACAGCAUUUAGAUUCUUUGAACCAAAAAGGAUUACCAGAUAUUGGUGAGAUGUCAGGACUUGUUGCAUCACGACCGUGGACGGGUGUGGAGUUAACAGCCAACCCAAAUAUUCAA